UUUCGUAGGAAGAGAUUCAACGUUUAACAGCGGUUUCACACUCGGAUCUGCGCCGCCAUGGACGCCGACGUCGACUACAAGGACGACUCGUUUGACGAGGGCGCUUCCGGCCCAGAGGAGGCGCGUGCGAGCCCCACCAAAGACGACCAAACGCGCGAUGCAGUGACAACAGCCAAGAAAGGCGCGACGUCCCAAGCCGCGCCCAAGAAGGAGACGGAGCUCCAGCUUCUUCAGAAGAAGAUUGGUGUCUACCGCAAGGCCAACGAGACGCUGCGCAAGGAGCUCGAGUCGCUGCACUCGAACGACGCACUCGUCCACCUCGAAAACAAGGCCCGCGAGAAGCAGCUCCUGAUUGAGAAACUCGUGCAUGAGAACCGGUAUUUGGCCAACCUCCAGCGCACGCAAGCCAAGCGCAUUGAAGAACUCGAGGCGCUCAAAGAGCAUUUUCCUGCCAAGCACCACUCGGUCAUGGAGGAGCUCCGCGUCUGUAAAGAGACCUUUCGCAUGUACAAGGAGCGCGAGAAGGCGGCGGACGAACGGUCGGCUAAGCUCCACCAGCAGGUCGUCGACUUGACGCAGCGCAACAAAUCGCUGGCCGAGAAGAUCAAGGCCCACGAAAACUACAAGCCACCAGCCGACUCGACGGCCACCAAGGAUAUGGACGAUGGCCGGGAAGACGAGCUCUUACAGCUCCAGGCCCGCGUAGCGCAGCUCGAGAAGACCAAGCGCAUUGAGAAAGCCAAGUACGACCGCAUCAUCAAGGCGUGCGAAGACCAGCUCGACGAGUGCAAGCGCGAGAUGGAGUCGUUCCAAACCCAGCUUUUGGACAAGGAGAAAGAGCUCCGCCUCCAGGUCGUGCAGCUCAAGAAGCUCAAGCGCACGCUGCGUGAGCUCGUCGUUGACACGCAAACCAACCAGCAACUCUGUUCCUUUCUGCAAGGCGCGUCCGUCAACUCGAUGGCGCACCGCAUCGUCGGGCCCGAUGGUGCCGCCAAGAAGGUGCCCAUGCCGCCGCCGACCAUCGCAAGCGACAAGCGACCGGUCCGAAUACAACAGUCGUCCCGAGUUGCCGAGCCUCGGUCCGUCAUCGUACGACCAGACAAGAGCUCUGAAGAUGAAGUCGAUGGCUAA
This is a messenger RNA of Saprolegnia parasitica CBS 223.65, 1131 nucleotides long. RefSeq lists its product as hypothetical. Lineage: Eukaryota; Oomycota; Saprolegniomycetes; Saprolegniales; Saprolegniaceae. The record is from RefSeq and is a predicted model, not a curated record. The coding region runs from base 58 to 1131 and encodes 357 amino acids. The transcript is spliced from 6 exons.